Homarus americanus (American lobster) is the source of this 1412-nucleotide messenger RNA. RefSeq lists its product as uncharacterized. The record is from RefSeq and is a predicted model, not a curated record. Gene Ontology annotation, cellular component: cytoplasm; cytosol; nucleus. Lineage: Eukaryota; Metazoa; Arthropoda; Malacostraca; Decapoda; Nephropidae. Bases 99 to 626 code for a protein of 175 amino acids. The transcript has 5 exons. Gene Ontology annotation, molecular function: adenyl-nucleotide exchange factor activity; protein-folding chaperone binding. Gene Ontology annotation, biological process: protein stabilization.
AUGAGGGUUGCAUUAAUCCGACACAGGUUAUGGUAAACGGAGCCAAGUAAGAGCACGAAGACUAAUAACUGCAGAACUACCUCUUAUUAUAGUGCUGUAUGUGGUUGUUUGGGCGAUUUAUGAGACAAAACCCAGCAAAAAUGGGAGACCAAGAAUAUCAUAUAUUACUAUGUCAUGGGCCCAACAAAUAUGAAAUUGUUGUGUGGGGCACCAUGACCCUGGAGGAGCUGACACACAAGAUAGAAACAGUAACGCAUAUUCUGCAAUCAAACCAGAAAAUUUUAUUCAAAGGGAAGAACUUAACAGACUGUAAUAUGACUUUAGCCUCUUAUGGUGUAGGGCCAGGAAUGAAGGUGAUGGUCUUGGGCAAGAAGUUUGAUCCUGAGGAUGAUCUCAAUUACCAGGCAGUUGUGCAGAUUGACCAGUCAUGUACCAGAGUAGAAAGAACAUUAUGUGACAUCAUUCCUCAAGUGGAUGGGAUCUCUGGUGGAUACCUGGAAUCAAGCUUGUGUGGAGAGACCUUAGGCAGAUUGAGGAAUCGACUUUUAACAGUCAAUGAAGAAUUCAUGCGUUUGUUGGAGCAACUUGAUGGUAUAUCUUUUGAGAUUCAGCUUGUGACAAUGUGACAGGUUUGAAUGGUGGGUGCAGUUAAGUCAGUCUUACAUGGCACAUGGCUUGAGUGUUGUAGAAAUACAGCUGGCAUCUGUUAAAUGUAAGAUAUGUGAAUUUUCUCAUACAGUUUUGUAGAGCAUGACACUUGAAAAGAGCCAUUUGUAUCAGAUGCUACCUUGCUUCACAUCCAGCCAUUCGUGAAGCACAUUAUUUUUUGCCCUGUUCAGAGAAAACAACUAGAUGCAUCUCUUUUUUGCAGUGUAAAAUGUGAUAUCCAUUGUGGUAUGUCAACUGUAGAUGAAGAGUUCAUUUCCAAAAUGUGGUGUAUGUCAUUUUCAUUCCAUGGAAAUGACAUAUGAAUUGCUUUUAAAUAAAAUGUCACAUAUGCCAGUGUAUAAUUACAGAAAUGUGAUUUCAUGUCAUCUCACAAUUUGAACUGCUUUCCUUUUAAGCAGGAAGUGGUUCAUAAAGAAAUAAAAUGACAUGCGUACAGUCAUGCUUUUCUUUAAAUGAAUUCUUCUGCUACAAAUUUACAGUUUUCUUGAGUAAACACAAACAAAAUGCAGUACAAAGUACUUAUUAACUGAUAUAUUCAGUGAUGAGAAAGUGGACUGACAAGACUAAAGGAGAAAGUUGUAAAUGGUGCUUGUGUGUACCAAAUGUGGCACUAGUGUCAAAAAUCAAAGAAACUGGCUCCUCUUUUUAUUUGUAUUAUACACAAUUGUUAUACAUGAAUUUUAAUUGUACAUUUCUUAUUAAUGGAAUUUUAAAAAAUCUGAAAAUAAAAAAUCUGAACUGUU